AAGGAGGCCCCGACCCUAGCUACGAGCCCAACGACGACCGAAGCGCCGUCUCCGCCUAGUAGCUCGCCGUACCACCUCCUCAGACACCGGCGGCGGUCAUGCCGCCUCCGCGUCCGCCGCACCCCCCACCUCCCCCUCCCCCGCCGCCCGGGCCGCCUCCUCUACGCGCCCAUCGCCUCCCUCUCCCGCCCACCCGCCCGGCCCCCGCGUCCCUCCUCCUCGCGCCGCCCUCCUCCCCAGCCCGUGCCCUCGCGCUUCUCUUCCCCGACUCCUCCGCCCACCUCUUCCCCUCCCUGCCCUCCGUCGCCACCUCGUCUUCGCCCGCUCACACCCCCGUCCCGUCACCACUCGCCGCCGCCGCCUGCUUCGCGCUGCUCCUCCCGUCCUCGCACCUCCUCUUCCUCUCCGCGCAUCCGUCCCCUUCCUCCCCCUCUGUCCACCUCCGCGCCUAUUCCCUCGCUUCCGCGCCCGCUUUCCCGCGCUUUGCGCCCGCCUCGCUCUCCUUCAAGCGCCAUGCCUCAGCCGCAGGCCUGCCGCUCCAGGGCCUACCCUUCGGCCUCGGCGUCCGCCUGGCCGGCGGGGUCAACGCCGUCGCGCUGCUCUCCCUGUCCGCCGGCCAGAUCUGGGUGCUCGCUCCGAAGCUGGCCGCCGACGGCCGGACGGUGGAGCUGCACAAGUGCGCGGUCGUCGAGCUCGAGCCGGCGCGGCCCGUGUACGCGAUGGAAGUCGCAAUGGGAAGGCUGCUGCUCGGGGAGGCUGGCGGCUUGCGCGUCUUCCCGCUGCGGGGUUUGAUGAAGGGUGGAAAGGAGAGGGAGGGGCAGAAGGAAGUUGCUGUGGCAGUAGGAAGGAAGGGCUACCACAAGAAGAACGGGAUGCUGAAUGGCUUAGUUGUGCCGGUUAAGCGUGUUAGCUAUGGGGGCAGUGGUCAAGGCGAUGCUAUUUCCACUCGUAAGCUCACAACUCUGAGGGUAAAACAGAGUUCAGGAAGCUAUUGCUCUUUUUUGUUGGCAUUUCAAAAUGAUGAUCACAAGUCAGAAGGCAGCAUGGAAUUGCUGAAAUCAGUGAAAGCUGUUUCGAUCCAUCCUCUUUCCAAGGACAAGUUUUUGGUACUGGAUUCAUCUGGAGUGUUGCAUGUCUUCAGUCUUUCAACAACAGAAAUGGGCUCAGGAGCUGCGGCUGCUGCCAGCAAGCAAUAUUCUGAAAAUAUCCAUACAUAUCGCUUGGAUUAUCCCAUGAAAGUGCAAUUAUCUGCUGUCUUUUCAGUUACCUCUAUAAAGACACAAAUUUUUUGGGUUUCAGAUGGUGGACAUACUGUACAUGCAAUGUCAGUGGUUGAGACUGAAUCCCCUCACGUUGACAAGUCAAACGGAGACGUUACCAGAGAAAGAGAGUUAGCAACUAUCAAGCUUUCAGCUAUUGAAGCAAUCCUAACAAGUGAAAGAGUUCAGGACAUUGUAUCUAUCUCCAAGGAUUCAGUCCUUAUCCUUGGUCAAGAUUAUGUCCCAGGCAACAUGUUUCUGUAUGGAACUUCUUGAAUUUGGUUGUUUAUCAUGUGUGUUUCAUUUGAUAUCAGGUGGAUACAUCACUGUUCUUUAGGGCAUGGUUCAAGAAUUUGCAGCUUUGGAUGGGGUUUUGGCUAAAGACAGGAUGGUUUUGGUGAUUUUGAAGAUGAACUUAUCCACCUGUUCUUGAAGUCGUGAGCUUUACUAUUUAUUAAUCACAGUAAGCAGAUGAAAAGCUCAUGUCUUCCACAGAGGACAGCAAGAAUCGGAAGAUGAUGCCAGAUUAUGGACAGACCAUGCGGUCAUGGGCCUAUUGCUCUGCAUGCGUAUUUGAUGCAAGACUGGCACCAACUCUUGUUGAUAUGACUUGGAGAAGAGCAAUGCUGCAAAAUCUAUUCCCAGGCUCAGUUGCCGAGGAAAGUGGAUCAUCAUGAGAUCAUGAGACCGUUCAGUUAUGGAAUUAUACAUCUGGUGCUAGUGUAAUUCAGAGACUGAGACUGCGGUGUCGUGGAGUUGAGGAUUGAGCAUGCUACUGUAGAGGACCUCGGAAAAGGAAUAAUGUAGUACUCCUGUAAGAGCUAAGAUCAGGCUUUCGCUAGAUGGAAUGCUGGAAGGCGCGACCUUGAGCCAUUCGUCUUAUAAUUUGUUUUUUAUUGCUACUUUUGUGAGUACACUAUUCCGAGGUACCCAAAUCAUUCAUGGUUAGUUGUGCAAAUUGAGACUGCUGCUUGCUA
This is a messenger RNA of Sorghum bicolor (sorghum), 2236 nucleotides long. RefSeq lists its product as uncharacterized. The record is from RefSeq and is a predicted model, not a curated record. Bases 99 to 1535 code for a protein of 478 amino acids. NCBI's taxonomy places the organism in Eukaryota, Viridiplantae, Streptophyta, Magnoliopsida, Poales, Poaceae. The transcript is spliced from 8 exons.